Molecule: messenger RNA, 954 nt
Organism: Salvia splendens (bonfire salvia)
Lineage: Eukaryota; Viridiplantae; Streptophyta; Magnoliopsida; Lamiales; Lamiaceae
Product: B3 domain-containing protein At4g34400
Exons: 6
Coding region: 1-954 (317 amino acids)
Molecular function (GO): DNA binding
Source: RefSeq, a predicted model, not a curated record
AUGGCACUUGAUGGCUCUAACGCCGUCCCGGACUUCGACCCGGACUAUCAACGACUCCCUGCUUUCAUGACGGUUUUCCACGAGGGGCGAUUCCAUGACGACAUGCGACUACCAGACCAAUUCGUUGGGAUGUACGGGCAUGAGCUACCUUUCGACUGCAGGCUUGUUUGGCCGAAUGGUAUACGAUAUAGAGUGCGAAUGCUAAAGCUUGGCCAUGGGUUCUUCUUCGCAUCCGGAUGGAGAGAUUUUGUUCGAGAAACCGGCGUUCUACACGGAGAUACACUCACCUUCACUUUGGUAGAUAGUGGAAUUUUCAACGUUAAACAGUUCAAUAGCGAAAUGCACUGUCCCCCGCAAGGAGACGUUCACGUUGUUGAAGACGACGAGGGGGAAGUUAGCCAUGCAAUGGACAUCGAAACUUCCGAGGAGUACGUGCCAUCGGGGACUGAAUCGGAAACAACAUUUGAUGACGAUUAUGCGGACGAUAGCAGGGCACUACAAAUAGACGGGUUCCCUACAUUCGCAGUUACACUCACCUCAUCGAACAUCAAUCACCGAUUUGAGAUUCCAUAUGGCUUUUGGCAACGCCAUAUUCCGAACGGGGCACUACACGCGGGCGUCGUCUACCUCCACAAUGGGUUGCGGAACACGGGGGAAGAGCUGUCGUUUGAUUGUCGACUUGAAGAGGACGAACAGAUAUACACUCCAGACAUAGAUUCGUCGGACGACUAUGCCCCAUCCGACGUUGAAUCGGAUUCAGUGGAAGACAGUGACUACGACGACGAUAAGGGUGCGAUUGAGGCUGAUGAGUAUCCCACAUGGACGUUGAAGCUUACUAAGUCAAAUAUCAAGCGAACCAUUGAAAUUCCGAAAGACUUUUGGCAACUCCACGAGUUGGUUCAUAGAGGAAUUCCAAUAAAUGCGCUAGCCGAUGCAAAGCCACACUCAUCUUGA